Molecule: messenger RNA, 1200 nt
Organism: Brienomyrus brachyistius
Lineage: Eukaryota; Metazoa; Chordata; Actinopteri; Osteoglossiformes; Mormyridae
Gene: dpcd
Product: deleted in primary ciliary dyskinesia homolog (mouse)
Exons: 6
Coding region: 232-843 (203 amino acids)
Source: RefSeq, a predicted model, not a curated record
UACUUCCGGGUCUGCAACGGGUAAUUCCGGGUCUACCACAACACGAUGGAAACCAACUGCAUAUAACACUUCUGAAAUUAUAGCACGUACUGAAAUUUUGAAUGCGGUAUUUUAUAAGGGUUUAUUUAAUGUUUAAAAGUCGACGCUGUAUGUUAGUUAAUUUAAGUUAGUUUAUUUGAGAUCCUAUUACCAUUCCGCUUCUGUUGUAUCCAGUUGCCUCGGUUACAAAACAUGGCGGCACAGAGUUGGGUAGACCUAUUAAGAUCUUCGAGAAAAACUGUUCUAGUUCACGAUGGGAAGCGCAAAGUGCACUACCUGUUUUCGGAUGGGAAACAAAUGGCAGAAGAGUAUGACAUGAAAACGGAUGAACUUGUUGUACGAAAGUGGCGCACGAAGAGUAAACUGGGAGCUCAGGGGCCAUGGGAGAUGGAAGUUGGUGAAUCCUUCCCCUCCACAGAGGCUGUGCUGGAGCAUCAACUGAUAAAGGAAAAUUGUUCAAAUCCAGUGUUUAUGCGUAAAGACACCAAAACCUGUUUUCAGUGGCGAGUCCGGAACCUUCCCUACCCCAAAGAGGUCUACAGUCUUUCGGUUGAUCCAGAGGAGCGCAGCUGCAUCAUUCGAACAACAAAUAAAAAAUAUUAUAAAAAGUUCGACAUUCCAGACCUGCACAGGUGCCAGCUGCCACUGGAGAGCUCUGCCCUCACCUUCACUCACGCCAACAACACUUUAAUUAUUAGCUAUAAGAAACCCAAGGAGAUUCUGACACUAGAAGAAGAUCUCCUAAAAAAUCUGAAGAAGAUGAAGAGCGUCAAUGAUGGAGACGUGGACUGCAAAACCCAGUGAGCUGCUGUGGAUAUGAAUAUAACAUGUUCCGGACUUCCUCCAAUGAAACACCAUGGCUGUUAGGCGAUGGUCUCGCUUCAAGGUGUUAAAUUCAUACCCAGGUACUAAAUUAUGUAUUCAUUACUAUUUUUUCUGAACGGACUUUUAUGUAAAUGAAGGCAUAUGAGUGUUCGGCCAGAUCCAUUUGUCUUUAUUGAUUGUCCAGUCUCUUUUCUAACAUCCAGCUGGCUGGGUUUAACAGACCAAAGUGCAGUGCUGGUAACACCAUCCAGUGUCAUCUUCAAAUGCUUAAAAAAAAAAAUCCAGCAAAUUUUGCAACAAUGGUCACAAAAAAAUAAACGUUUUCAUUUGUCCAGA